Cryptomeria japonica (Japanese cedar) is the source of this 636-nucleotide messenger RNA. RefSeq names its product methylsterol monooxygenase 1-3-like. Gene Ontology annotation, molecular function: iron ion binding; C-4 methylsterol oxidase activity. The coding region runs from base 37 to 636 and encodes 199 amino acids. The record is from RefSeq and is a predicted model, not a curated record. The transcript is spliced from 3 exons. NCBI's taxonomy places the organism in Eukaryota, Viridiplantae, Streptophyta, Pinopsida, Cupressales, Cupressaceae. Gene Ontology annotation, biological process: sterol biosynthetic process.
UCCAAACGGUGGAAUUCUACAGAGAUAUAAGACACAAUGCUGCCCUACGAAACUAUAGAGCUAGCAGAGGGUGCUCUAGGCAGGAAACUCUCUUGUUGGGAAAAUCUCUGGUUCAGAUUCUCUGCCAAAAUGCUGGACAUUUGGCUCUACUUUCAUACCAUAUGGAUUGUUUUAAUAGUUUUCUCCAUGGUGCCUCUGCCAUUGUUCAUUCUGGAACUCGUCAAGGCCAGAGGCUUACAGAAGGUAUGCAGAAUCUCAUCUUUGUUUUCUGACAUCUUUUUUAUUUGGGUUGAGUCUGGUGAGAUGUUUAUUGGUAUCAGGACAAGCUUGCCCCUGCCUUCUCUGUGGGAAGUCAUUGCACAACUGACAGUGUACUUUCUGGUGGAAGACUCGGGGCAUUACUGGAUCCACAGGUGGUUGCACUGCAAAUGGGGUUAUGAUAAGAUCCAUCGAAUUCACCAUGGAUUUACUGCUCCAAUAGGGUUUGCUGCUCCUUAUGCACAUUGGGCAGAGGUGUUAUUACUGGGGAUCCCAACCUUUGUUGGACCUGCAAUUGCUCCAGGACACCUGAUUACAUACUGGCUCUGGAUUGCACUGCGCCAAAUGGAAGCUAUAGAUACCCACAGCGGGUACUAA